Plasmodium malariae is the source of this 2184-nucleotide messenger RNA. Its product is annotated as STP1 protein. NCBI's taxonomy places the organism in Eukaryota, Apicomplexa, Aconoidasida, Haemosporida, Plasmodiidae. The transcript has 3 exons. The coding region runs from base 1 to 2184 and encodes 727 amino acids. The record is from RefSeq and is a predicted model, not a curated record.
AUGAAACCAGAGUUUAAGGAUAUUGGAAUAUAUAUACAAGAGAAUACUCGUUUAUUAAACAAUGAGGAUAAUAAAGAAAAAUUUAGAAAUAAAUGCAAAGAAAUGGCUCAUUAUCUAAUUCAGAAUAAGAAAGCACCACAAUUUGUAGAACAAAGUAAGUGGGAGGAAACACUAAUAUAUAGAUAUCAACAGCACUAUAAAGAACUAAAUAAAAAAUUUGGAGGUUGUUUUAUGAUUUUAGAUAAUAAUAAAAAAAAACUUUUAGAAUUAAAAUAUGAAGCAGAAGAUUUUUGCGAACAAAAUAAAAAUUAUAAUGAAUAUCUAACAAAAUUUAAAGUAGCAGGUAAUACAUAUAAUUGUAAGGGUGAUGCACAAUGUAUGAAAAUAUGUAAUAUAUAUAAUGAAUGGAUUACAGAAAGGCAGAAACAUUUUAAGGAUGAAAAAAGUUUUAUUGAACAGAAUUGUAAAACGUCAAAAAAAAAUUUAACAUUUCCAACAAAAAAAUGCAACCUAAUGAGAUCUCAAACAUUUGGAGGAAUUUCUAAGUGCUUAAACAUUGAUAAAAAAACAGAUGUAGAAAGUGUAUCUAAAGAAACAAGCAAAGGAACACAAGAAAAAGAAGGUGAAAGUAUAACUCAGGUUUUAUCUGUUCCUAAAAUGCAAGCGUCACCUCAAGAAGAGAUUUCUCCCAGAGAAGAUCCUUUACAUUCAGAAUUACUUCCAUCUCAAAGGGUGAUAGAGAAUCCAGGUGAUUCCGAAAAAAAUAAAGAAACUGAAACCAAAAAACUUCCAGAGUCUGAAACAUUUAAACAUCCUUUAAUUCCUGAAUCUCAACUUAUGGAAAUAAAAGAAACAUCUGUACCAUUAACUCCAGUUACUGAAAACUCCAAAGCUCCAUUUAAUCCUGCAACUGAAUCAUCUUCCUUCGAAAAACCAAUUAUUGCGUCUCAUCGUCGUCCUUCUACUAAACUCCCUGAAAUUUCAGAUCCAGCAGAAAAUUCACGUAAUACAUAUUUAACAUAUAUUUUAAUAAGCUUUAUAGUUAUUUUGUUUUCCUUUUUUAUUAAAUAUUCAUUAUUAGGGAUGUUUAAAAAGAAAGAGGAGGUAAAAAGAAAACAUAUGAAAUUUCUGAGAAUAAUAAUACCUUCAUUUUCUAACAUAAAGAGUAUGCUAAGUUAUGAUCGUUUGGAACAACCAAUAUAUAAUGAGGAUGAAAUUAUAAAAAAAAUAGAAAUACAUGAACAUAACAUGAGAAAAGAUAUAAAUAUGUCAAAACAAAAAAAAGACAUAUCAAAAACUAUAAUUGAAGUACAUAUGGAAGUACUACAAGAAUUCAUGAAUAUAGAAUGGGAAAACAAAAAGGUAAAAUUUUUAGAAAUAUGCUUAGAAGAUUUAACAGAAGAAGAAUAUAAGGCCUAUCAAAAAUUAACAAAUGAUGAAUUAAUAAUAGAUAACUUUAAAAGCACAAAUGAUAUGAAAAAAAAAAUUAUUCUAUGCAAUGAAUGGCUAGAAAGACAUAGAAAUAUUUAUGAGAAAUUAAAAAGAGUAGAAUGGUUUAAUAAUUUGAAAAAUGAAUGGAAGAUAGAAAAAGAUUAUAUAAAAGAAAUGGAGGAAUUGAAUGAGACAAAUUCAAAUGAAUAUAACAAAGUUCCAUUUCCAGAAAGAGAAAAAGAAACAUGGAGACAGUGGAUAUCAAAAAAGAGUAAGGUCGUAAAACAAUAUUUGGAACAAGAAUGGACUAAAGGAUUUUCACAGGAAUUAGAGAAUAUUUCAUAUAAAUAUGAAAAUAAAGGAACUAAGGAAGAUGCACCAUUAAUAAAUGUAGGAGAAUUGGAGAACAAAGAUGAUUAUGAAGAAUUAUAUAAAUAUAUAAAAAAUAAAUCACUGGCAAAACUGUGUAUACUAGUACUUAUGAUGAUAUUAGAAGAGUGCGAAAAAGAGAAUUUUAUAGGAAAUAGGGAAUCAUAUUUUGAUGGUUUAAUAAAUGAAUUGAAGACAGAUGUAAAUUUAGGGAUAAAAACAGAAAUUUCAGAAAACAUAACUGGAAUUAACGGAAAUGUUUUGGAAAAUAAGGAAAAUAUUGUUUAUAUGGAGGAAAACAAUUAUAGAAGGGACAUGAAUGAAUGGGUAACAGAAGAUACUAAGUACUUGAAUUUUAUAGAUAGUGAUAAUAAUCUAGACUAA